AAUCACUUUAAACGGCCAUGAUUCAUUUCUCGUCGCUCAAUUAACGGCCCCACUCCACUAACCUAUAUGCGCGUCCACGACGGUAAUUCAGUCUGCAGUCGGCGAUUGCGACGAGCACACGCACCCGCCCCAUUUGACGGGUAAAAUCCGCAAUUCUGUCGUUUAUAUUCUUCCCCCCUCUCUCUCUCUCUCUCUCUCUCUCUCUCUCUCUCCGUAGAAAAAAAAAAAAGAAAACACAUACGAUAACCUUUGAGUUUUUAGUGGCGCGUCUUUCACUUUCCCUAUGGGACAGUCACCUUCCACCGCUAACUCUUCCACCACCAUCAAUCGCCUUCUACCACUACCUCCACCACCACCUAUUAUUUCCGCCGAAAAAAUAACCUGCGAUGUUGAUUACACCGACAAUAUUCCCGAUGAGUGUUUGGCUUACAUUUUCCAAUUCCUCUCUGCCAGCGACCGGAAACACUGCUCCUACGUGUGCCGGCGGUGGUAUCUGGUCGACGGCUGUAGCCGUCAUCGUCUUUCUCUGAAAGCACAAACGGAAAUCAUCACCUAUAUUCCUUUACUUUUCACUCGGUUUGACUCGGUAACUAAGCUCGCUCUCCGUUGUGAUCGCAAGUCAAUUAGCUUAAACGACGACGCAUUUGUUAUGAUCUCGAUUCGUUGCCAAAAUCUGGAACGGCUUAAGCUCCGAGGUUGCCGUGAAAUCACGGAUAACGGAAUGGCGGCGUUUGCUAAAAACUGUAAGAAACUGAAAAAGCUGUCAUGUGGAUCGUGUGCUUUUGGAGUUAAAGGGAUUAAUGAAAUGCUUAAUCACUGUACGGCUGUUGAGGAGCUGUCUAUCAAACGGCUUCGAGGCGUACACGAUGAGAAUAUCGGAGCUGGAAAAACGGUGUCGUCUUUGUCUUUGAAGAAAAUCUGCUUGAAGGAGCUAGUGAGCGGUCAAGCCUUUGAACAGUUAGUUAUUGGAUGUAAAAAGCUAAAGACUUUGAAAAUAAUAAGGUGUUUGGGGGAUUGGGAUAAGGUGUUUGAUAUGAUUGGAAAGAGAAAUGAAUGUUUGACUGAGGUUCACUUAGAGAGGAUUCAAGUGAGUGAUAUUGGACUUGAAGCGAUUUCGAAAUGGGUGAAUAUGGAAAUUCUGCAUAUUGCGAAAACACCUGAGUGUUCGAAUUUAGGGCUUGUUAGUAUAGCAGAGAAUUGUAGGAAAUUGAGGAAGCUUCAUAUUGAUGGAUGGAGGAGUAAUAGGAUUGGAGAUGAGGGUUUAAUUGCUGUAGCCAAACAAUGUAUUAAUUUACAAGAAUUAGUUUUGAUUGGUGUUAAUGCUACGCAUUUGAGCUUGGCGGUUAUUGCUGCUAAUUGUCGAAAACUUGAAAGGUUAGCACUUUGUGGAAGUUCAACUAUUAGUGAUCAUGAGAUUGCUUGCAUUGCAGCCAAAUGUCUAUCGUUGAAGAAGUUGUGUAUAAAAGGAUGUGCUAUUUCGGAUAUUGCAAUAGAAGCACUUGCUUGGGGAUGUCCUAAUUUGGUUAAGAUUAAAGUCAAGAAAUGUAGAGGAGUGAGUAGUGAAGUUGUAGAUUGGCUGCAGGAACGAAACGCUUCACUUGUUGUUAAUUUUGAUGCCGUUGAUAGUGAAGGUGUUAAUGCUACCAGUCUUAGUGAUGGUGGAAAUCAAGACAGUGGUUCUGAGUUUCCGGCAAUCAGCGGUCAAAUGGUUCUUGCGGAUGGUCCAUCAUCAACUAGUAGUAGCAGCAGCAGUGGGCGAUUGGCAUUAUUUAGGGCGAAGCUUGGGGUUUUUGCAACCAGGAACCACCUAGUGACUUGUGCUUUUAGCUGGUGGUCAAGCAAUGAAGAUAGUGGUUCAAAUAACAACCUCUGAAGUCUGAAUGAUCUUUGUAAGAUUAUUUUGUUCUUUUUUCUUUUACGGGGAUCAUGCUGUUCCCUGUUUCCGCUUAUUUUCUUUCUUUAGUAUUCAUUGGUUUUUGUUGCAAUUAUAUGAAAUUAACAAGAAAGAUUUUGACUUUUCAUUGCUCAA
Messenger RNA from Ricinus communis (castor bean), 2029 nucleotides. Its product is annotated as F-box protein SKIP2. Gene Ontology annotation, biological process: SCF-dependent proteasomal ubiquitin-dependent protein catabolic process. The coding region runs from base 284 to 1873 and encodes 529 amino acids. The record is from RefSeq and is a predicted model, not a curated record. NCBI's taxonomy places the organism in Eukaryota, Viridiplantae, Streptophyta, Magnoliopsida, Malpighiales, Euphorbiaceae. The transcript has a single exon. Gene Ontology annotation, cellular component: SCF ubiquitin ligase complex. Gene Ontology annotation, molecular function: protein binding.